This is a messenger RNA of Aspergillus pseudonomiae, 1747 nucleotides long. Its product is annotated as TBC domain-containing protein. Gene Ontology annotation, biological process: endoplasmic reticulum to Golgi vesicle-mediated transport; positive regulation of GTPase activity. Bases 387 to 1652 code for a protein of 421 amino acids. Gene Ontology annotation, cellular component: endoplasmic reticulum membrane. NCBI's taxonomy places the organism in Eukaryota, Fungi, Ascomycota, Eurotiomycetes, Eurotiales, Aspergillaceae. The record is from RefSeq and is a predicted model, not a curated record. Gene Ontology annotation, molecular function: GTPase activator activity. The transcript has 3 exons.
GGGACAUAGCAGCUUCUAGCCUGAGGCCUGCAGUGAUGUGUCCGCUUUAGACUCAGCUUGCAUCUACUCCAUAGCUCCUUCUUGUGUCCAAUUGUCCAUUCGGUAUGCAAACCGCCCGCGCUAAAAUGUCAAUCUUCUGCUGAUGCCCGCUGUCAACUAUCAACGCAAUCCCGCAUCGGUCUGACUUGGCAUGUAGCUCGUGGGGCCCUUGCCAGCUGGUAAUUAUAAUAAUAGCAAUACAUUUUUAUCAUCCAUGGUCAGCCUACCAGACGAAAUACUGAUAAAUCCUAAUUCCUAAAUCGACUGCCGUCUUUAUUUGCUACCCCUAUGAGUUAACAAACAUCUGAAGGAAUCAUUUCAUUCUUUUUUUUCAGUUCCAGCCAAAGAUGGACCAUCGUUCUGAAUUCAAAGAUAAACCUGAGAGUGAGGGCUCAGAGACAUGUUUUGAAACAGCACAGGAUUCUGUAUCUGAAAGUGCAUCUCAAGUUUUGGAGCGAAUUCAAAAUGAGGAAGCUGCAGCUCGCAUUGCAGAGAAGGAAGAUAAGAUUCGCCGGGCAUGCGAGAUGCGCGAUUUGGAUGCGCUAGUCUCAUAUGCCACUUCAGAAGGUGGUUUUCUUCGCGAUGACAUUAGACGAUUAGCUUGGCCUAUCCUUCUUCAAAGCGACCGAGAUCAUGAGCUCGGGGACUGGGAAGACCUACCGCCACAUGUCGAUGAAGACCAAGUCCAGCUCGACGUGAACAGGUCGUUUGUCUAUUAUCCUAAUUGCAGUGACGAAGAGCUAGCUUCAAAGAAAGAUGAACUGUCAUAUCUAAUCAAAAAAGUGUUACGGCAUUACCCAAUGCUCUGCUAUUUUCAAGGCUAUCAUGAUAUCGUGCAAGUUUUACUCCUGGUACUUGGGGGGCGGACAGCGGCCUCAGCGGUUACGCGGCUGUCCCUCUUCCGGAUAAGAGACUAUAUGCUGCCCUCUCUUUCCCCGACGGUGAAACACCUCCAGCUCAUCCCAGCAAUCAUGGAAAGAGCUGAUCCUAUCCUGCGGCGCCAUAUUGCGGAUAUCAAGCCAUUCUUUGCGCUUGCAGCGACUCUUACAUUGUAUGCUCAUGAUAUUCAAGAGUAUAGUGACAUCGCCCGAUUAUUUGACUUCCUGCUGGCUCGGGAACCAGUUGUUUCUAUUUAUCUUUUUGUUGCUAUUAUUCUUUCCCGGAAGAAGGAGCUGUUGGAAAUCCCUGAAGAUGAGCCUGAGAUGCUACACUUCACCCUCUCGAAGCUACCCUGCCCUCUAAAUCUUGAAGGUCUGAUAUCGAGCGCUGUGCAACUCUUCAAUGACUACCCUCCAGAAUCACUCCCGCUCGGGGCUUGGAAGAAAAUUCCGCAGAUCAGUGUACUGAAGAGUACUCGAGAUAUCUUCGAGAAACAAACAACUGAAGAAGCUAUAGAUCUUUUUGAUAGACAAGUGCGACAACUGCGCUACGAAGAGCGGAAAAAGAAGGCGGUUGGUUUCUUGUGGCAGCACAGGAGAACAAUUGGAACUGUGGCCGUCACGAUUUUGGUUGGUGCUUUGUCAGUAUGGAUGAGGAAGAAGGGCUUUGACUCGACGAUAUGGUCGUAUAUCAAUCGAUUCAAGCUGGCUUUCCAAUCUCACGAGCGCUUCUAGUCUUCUUCCACUUCAUAAUUUGUGGGGAGAGACGAUUGGGUUAAAACGGCGUUUGUGUGUACAAUAUUACAUUAUUAUACUACUGCGGAUCAAUU